UUUAAGAAUAAUUAACAAACUUGUUUUGGGGCGUUCAAGUCAGAUAUUUAAUAUCUAGAAGGUAUUAAUCACAGCCCAUUUGAAAGAGACAACAUUGUCAGUAGUAUUUCAGAACCAACUUUCCAUCAUGAGUUUCUGUGAUAGCUCUAAAGUAAUCUUAUAUUGUUUGGUUUUUACACUGCUUACCUUAAACGAAUGUCAAAUGGUUGGAUGUAACCAGAGGAGAUACUGUGAACGCCUGGGUUCCAUAGAGGGAAUUCUUCACUCUUUAUCUUUGACAACAUCACAACUAGUUGAUCUAGCAGCAAACAAUAUCAAGGAACUCAAAGAUGUGGACUCCUGUACCAGAAAUCGCUGCUCCACAUUACCUCAAGACUGCAGCAACCUUCUGAACAAUGGACACCAUCAGAGCGGAAUAUACGAAGUGUGGCCAAGAUUUCUGAACGAAUCUGUGUUCGUGUGGUGUGACAUGCAACAUUCUGGUGGUGGCUGGACGGUGAUACAGAGGAGAGGUGAUUAUGGAAACGAUCCUCUUCUGUUCUACAAGCCUUGGAACGAUUACAAGCAAGGUUUCGGAAAUAUUUCUGAAGAGUUCUGGCUUGGAAACGACAACAUUUUCGCCCUAACAAACCAGGAUUCCAUGGAACUUGUUAUCUACCUAGAGAAUUUUGAAGGGGGGAAACGUUAUGCUAUGUAUAGUAAUUUUCUCGUUCGGAGUGAAAGAGAAAUGUAUCGAAUGAGUUAUGAGAACUACGAAGGAAAUGCUGGUGACGCCAUGGAUGUUCACAACCACAAAAACUUUUCUACCUUUGACCAUGAUAAUGAUUUGAAGAAUUCAGAACCGAGCUGUGCGGAAAAAUAUAAAGCAGGUUGGUGGUUUGCUGUGUGCCACAAGGCCAACCUAAAUGGUCCCUAUGAAAGAGGCCUUCACGAGCCGACUGGGAGAGGAGUCAACUGGGAACCCUGGAUGGGUCUCCAUUACUCGCUUAAAAGUGUAGAGAUGAAAAUUCGCCCUAAAAAGUAAAAUAAAUAUAGUUAAAUGCUUAUUUACUAUCCACAUAUUGUUUUAUGAUGUUUCGGUUUAAACUUCAGAUUAAAAUUAGUACUCCAA
Messenger RNA from Limulus polyphemus (Atlantic horseshoe crab), 1111 nucleotides. RefSeq names its product techylectin-5B-like. NCBI's taxonomy places the organism in Eukaryota, Metazoa, Arthropoda, Merostomata, Xiphosura, Limulidae. The transcript has 5 exons. Bases 128 to 1024 code for a protein of 298 amino acids. The record is from RefSeq and is a predicted model, not a curated record.